Messenger RNA from Drosophila yakuba, 1219 nucleotides. Its product is annotated as E3 ubiquitin-protein ligase MARCHF5. The record is from RefSeq and is a predicted model, not a curated record. Gene Ontology annotation, molecular function: zinc ion binding. The transcript has a single exon. Bases 148 to 1131 code for a protein of 327 amino acids. Lineage: Eukaryota; Metazoa; Arthropoda; Insecta; Diptera; Drosophilidae.
AGUACUCACAAACGGGCCAUUUUGUAAGCGUACCAAAUCAAAGUUGCUACCUUCCGGCACUGGAACAAAAUUUCACUUGCUCCGCUUGGAGAUUGGAUCCCUGGAUCCACUGAGGUCAUCAAAGCCAUCGCCAGGAUCACUAUCAUAAUGAGACGCCACCGGGUGCAAUCGCCGCUGCAGAAUCGAGGUCGCCGUUUGAGGAGCGGAUUGGAGCCGCCGCCGCCAACUGAAAAUGCGGAGGAUGACAGGAUGUGCUGGAUUUGCCUGACGGGCGAUGAGGAUCAACGUCGCCGGGAUUGGGUGCAUCCGUGUCGCUGUCGCGGCACCAACAAGUGGGUGCACGAGUCCUGCCUGAGUCGCUGGGUGGAUGAGAAGGAGAUGCUGUUCCCGGAUGUACCGGUGACCUGCAACCAAUGCCGCACGGAGUACAUCAUAGUGAUGCCGCCACCGUGCCGCUUCGAUACCUUGCUGGAGCGACUGGACAAGGACUGCGAACGCCUGUGUCCCAGUGUCCUCAUGGGCAUCUUGGCGGCCACUGUCUACUUCUCUGCGGUAACCUAUGGCGCCCUCACAUUGCUCGAACUGGCGGGCUAUGGUGCGGGCAUGAAGCUGCUCCAAGAGGAUCCAUCGCUGCUGAUGAUCCUACUGCCUUCGGUGCCGACGCUCCUGUUGCUGGGCCGGAUGGUGCGCUGGGAGGACUGCGUCAUCCGUUGGCUGCGUCGGCACAAUCAUCGUGCCAUUCCCGUCGAGCAUCUGGAUGCUGCGGGUCAGCCACUGCCCGGUGCUCCGCUGGACGACGGGUACUUCGAUGAGCUGGAACGCGAGCAUCUGGACGCGGAUGGCCCACUGGGCGCUGCCUUUGGAACGGAGCAACUGGGACGCGCCUCCACCAGCUUCUGCAUUGCCCUCAGUCUGCCCACCGUAUCCGUGCUCCUGGGCCGUACACUCUACGCCGGCAUCUACGAGAAUAACAAGGUGCUGAGCAUCCUGCUCGGCGGUGUGACCUAUGUGACCGUCAAGGGAUUGGCCAGCAUUUUCCUAAGACAGUCGCAGUACCAACGACGACGCCACAGAUUCGUGAUGGACUACAGUCCACUCAAUCGCAUUCACAACCAGGCCCAGCGGCGCUGAAGGCAUCUGGAAUCCAUCAAUUGCAGCAGGGACCUCCCCACUUUAUCUAUGUUUUAUAGUAAAAAAUCUACAUAUAUAUAAAAAAAAA